Molecule: messenger RNA, 1399 nt
Organism: Scomber japonicus (chub mackerel)
Lineage: Eukaryota; Metazoa; Chordata; Actinopteri; Scombriformes; Scombridae
Gene: phkg1a
Product: phosphorylase kinase, gamma 1a (muscle)
Exons: 10
Coding region: 92-1273 (393 amino acids)
Biological process (GO): glycogen biosynthetic process; protein phosphorylation
Cellular component (GO): phosphorylase kinase complex
Molecular function (GO): calmodulin binding; ATP binding; phosphorylase kinase activity
Source: RefSeq, a predicted model, not a curated record
CUUUACUGCAGGGACUGACUGGGACCGGACACGCCUGUUGUGAGCUGUAAGCAGUUUUGUUGCCUUGGUGGUGAUCCAGCAUCACUCAAUCAUGACCAUAGAGGAGGAAAUCCCGGAGGUGGGAGCUCAGGAGUUCUACGACAAAUAUGAUCCCAAGGAGAUUCUGGGAAGGGGAGUGAGCAGUGUGGUGCGUCGCUGUGUCGACAAGCGGUCAACUCAGUCCUAUGCGGUGAAGAUCAUUGACAUCACCCCCUCGGACAAGAUGAGCACAGAAGAGAUCGAGGAGAUCCGAGAGGCCACGGAGAAGGAGAUUGAUAUCCUGAAGAAAGUCUGUGGACAGGACAACAUCAUACAGCUCAAAGACUGCUACGAGUCCAACGCCUUCUUCUUUCUAGUUUUUGAUCUGAUGAAGAGAGGUGAACUUUUUGACUACCUCACAGAGAAGGUUACCCUGAGUGAGAAGGAAACCAGGAAUAUCAUGCGCGCUCUGAUGGAGGUGGUCCAGUUCCUCCACGACCAGAACAUUGUCCACAGGGACCUGAAGCCUGAGAACAUCCUCCUGGAUGAUGAAAUGAACAUCAAACUCACCGACUUUGGCUUCUCUGUGCAAAUCAAGGAGGGAGAGAGGCUCAAAGAGGUGUGUGGGACUCCUGGUUAUCUUGCACCUGAGAUCAUUGAGUGCUCCAUGGACCCAGGACAUAUAGGAUAUGGUACUGCUGUGGACAUAUGGAGUUCAGGUGUGAUCAUGUACACGCUGCUUGCAGGCUCUCCACCCUUCUGGCACAGGAAGCAGAUGCUGAUGCUGCGUAUGAUCUUGGCGGGAAAAUAUGACUUCUCAUCUCCAGAGUGGGAGGACCGCUCAGAUACUGUUAAAGAUUUGAUCUCUCGGAUGUUGGUGGUGGACCCGAAAAAGCGUUUCACAGCUAGAGAUGUUCUCAACCAUUCAUUCUUCUCACAGUAUGUGGUGAAUGAAGUACGACAAUUCAGCCCGUACAGGCGUUUCAAGGUCAUUUGUAUGACUGUGCUUGCCACAAUGAGAAUCUACUGCAACUACCGCCGAGCCAAGCCUGUUACCAAGGAGGUGAUCAAGAGUGACCCAUAUGCUGUGAAGCCCAUCCGCAAGCUCAUUGAUGCAUGUGCAUUCAAGAUCUACGGCCACUGGGUCAAGAAGGGCCAAACUCAGAACAGAGCAGCACUUUUCGAGAACACUCCCAAAACCAUCCUGCUGUCUAUAGCUGCCGAGGCAGACGAGCCAGCCCACAGCAUCUGGUAAUAAACAGUCGUUCCUCAGAGCGCAUCUGUUGGAGCUUAAAGGUAUACUAUGCAGGAUUUCUUGGUUGGUGUGUUUAAACACACAGUAUUCAAAGUUUGUCUCUCCUCCCUGGCUCAAAGAAUUGGG